This is a messenger RNA of Durio zibethinus, 1173 nucleotides long. RefSeq names its product membrin-11-like. Gene Ontology annotation, cellular component: ER to Golgi transport vesicle membrane; late endosome membrane; SNARE complex. Gene Ontology annotation, molecular function: SNAP receptor activity; SNARE binding. Gene Ontology annotation, biological process: vesicle fusion; vesicle-mediated transport. The record is from RefSeq and is a predicted model, not a curated record. Lineage: Eukaryota; Viridiplantae; Streptophyta; Magnoliopsida; Malvales; Malvaceae.
CCGCAAUUUAGUUUAAAAAAAAAUAUAUCAUCUUCCAUCUUUCUCGUUGUGGCUCUGGCGCUCUGCGUUCAUUUCUAGAAGAAACACAAGGAAACGCUUUGUUUGGAAUUAAGCAUGGCAGCGUUUGAAGGAGGAGGGACAUUAUCGGAAGUCUAUCAAAGCGCAAGAAAGGUACUUCUUCGAGCAAGGGAUGGGAUCGAACGCUUAGAGAGGCUCGAGAGCUCCGUCUCCGGCGGUGGAGGACUCGACUCUCCAGAACUCUCUUUCGCCGUCAAAAAAGAUAUCUCUCAGAUCCGCUCCCUUUGCGCCGAUAUGGAUCGCCUCUGGCGUUCCGUCGCCGCCAAAUCGCAACGCGAUCUCUGGAAAAGAAAAGUGGAACAAGUGGCUGAAGAGGCUGACUCUUUGAAAGAUAGUCUGGACAAGUAUUCUAUGAGGAAUCAGAGACGAAUGUUGGAAGCAAAAGAGAGAGCUGAAUUGCUUGGAAGAGCUAAUGGUGAGUCAGCACAUGUCUUGAGAAUUUUCGAUGAGGAAGCACAAGCAAUGCAAUCGGUUCGAAACUCGUCAAGGAUGUUACAAGAAUCUUUUGCAACAGGAACAGCCAUCCUUUCCAAAUAUGCAGAACAAAGAGAACGCCUCAAGAGAGCACAACGAAAGGCUUUGGAUGUACUUAACACAGUGGGGCUCUCCAACUCCGUCUUGAGGCUUAUCGAGAGGAGGAACCGUGUUGAUACAUGGAUCAAAUAUGUGGGGAUGGUUUUGACAGUCAUCAUUUUAUAUUUCUUCUGGAAGUGGACCCGCUGACUCGCAUUCACUUCCUCCUUACAUAGUACAAACACCUUUGUUUUCUGGAUCUCUUAUCAUGUUAAGAAGGCAAAAUAAUACAAGUUUGGACGUGAAGAGCUUUGAUAAGAACAGAUGACACAAAGGACUUUGCCAUUUUAAACUUGCAUCGAACAGGUAGUUGUUGGUUCUUACAAUUUGUACACGCCUAAAAGACGAGUUACGAAUAUGUGAAAAGAGUUCGUAGAAUAGAUGACCAAAGUUAUUACAGCUUGCUUGGUCACUUUGUAUGGAUGCUUGAUAUGACUCAGGAUUGUAUAUUGUUAACUUUUAGCAAAAAGUUCAUAUGAAUUUGACAAAAUUAGAAAAAAAAACGUGUUUAAUGUUAUAUGA